AUGCUCAGUGCCCUCUCAGGGGCUGCUCCAGCCGCUCUUGCCACCACAGUGGCCGUAAGACCGGCUCCGCUUGAUCACAUAUUCCAGCGCUGCAAGCUGAACCUAGUGGAGUUUACGGCGCAGGACAUCUAUCAGGUGUGCACAACGGCGUACAAUAUGGACACCAUUGGCAUGACACAAGACCCGGACUUCAUGCGAGGCCUCCAUGAUGCCUUUCGCCGCUCCGACCAGACAGUCCUCUCACCUUUUCAGGCGAACCUUAUCGCUGACACCUUCCGCAAGGUGGGCAUCAUCAGUUCACCGAAGGAGGUGGCUGUACCGGAGGAAGAGGCUGUAUCACCAGAGUCGCUCAUUAUGGUACUCCGUUCCAUGAAUAUCAUGAAACAGCGUGAUGAACGCAAGAUGAACACGGUGCUGAAGCUGAUGUUUCCGAUCCUUGAUGAGUUUAGCCCAACGCAGCUUUCGCUUACAGUCACAGAGUUGGCACGCCUGAAGUGCCAAAGUACGGAUUUUCUUGGUAAGCUGGCAAAACGCAUCAUUGAGUUUAGUGAUGAUUUGAGUCCGCUUGAUAUAUCACUCACCGCUAUGAGUCUUGCAUACUGCCCAGGGGUAUCGCACACCAUUCUUCGCCGCGUGUUUCAAAUAGUGGAGGAGCGCAUGGGUGAAUUUCAGCCAGAAGAUUAUGUUAAUGUUCUUUACGCUCUAAACGCUCUGGGCCCAAAAUUUUUAAUGAUCUUCCGUCGUUUGGUGGAGUGUGGUUUAGAGCACGUAGAGAACAUGGAUGCGGUAACGCUCACAAACUACCUUGUAUGCUUUACAACAAUGAAUUACAGGCAACUUGAACAUGUGGAGAUUUACGCAGAUGCUCUCGUAGAAGUUGCAACGGAUCUUUCAGAGAAGGAACUGGUUCAGGCGUUUAUUGCGCUGCAACGCCUACAUCUACUUAGUGACACUAUGUUUGGUACAAUGGCAUCGUGUGCAAUGCGGUAUGCAGCGAAAAUGGAUCCGCGAAACAUUGCACCCAUUAUAGAUAUCUGCAGCACUGUUCCGCACCCUUCUGGGCCCCUUAUGAAGGCUCUUUUGGACCGUGCCAUGGAAUGUACUCGCAUCCUAUCACCAAACCAGCUUGGCGACAUUCUUAACCUUAUCGGACUUUAUCCUCCAGCGCGAGAGCAUCCACUCGUGCAAAUGUUUGGUAAACAGGCCCGACUUCGGCUUGACUUAAUGGGACCUGAACCUCUUGCAGGUGCUACGCGCGGUUUGGCCAACCUUGGCUACGCCGAUCCUGAGUUUUACAUUCAGGCCGCUGAAACAGGUUUUCGUUACGGGUUUAAGGACUGGUCUUUGCUGGAGCCCAUCCUUAUGGGACUCAGCAUUACGGGUCAGUGUCCACCGUCCAUGGUGCGGGUGCUCGGUUCCCAUCUAGCACCAAUGGCUCGUUCAAUGAGCCUUUUAGAUAUUGAAAGGGCAAAUCGUUACAUGAAACGUCUUGGAUGUGAAGAUGACUUUGUGUACAAGGCCAUGGCUUCGCGUGUGCUACAAUUUGUAAAGGAUAUUACGCCGGAUAUGCCAGAGGAAUUACAGAUCCUACUUCAAAGAGGUGCAGUAGAGCCUAGCACUGCACCUGGUUUGAUUUAG
Messenger RNA from Trypanosoma rangeli, 1638 nucleotides. RefSeq lists its product as uncharacterized. Bases 1 to 1638 code for a protein of 545 amino acids. Lineage: Eukaryota; Euglenozoa; Kinetoplastea; Trypanosomatida; Trypanosomatidae. The transcript has a single exon. The record is from RefSeq and is a predicted model, not a curated record.